CUGUUGCAUAACGCGGGAUUACUUUCUAAUAUAUGUAAUACUAUCCCAUAAAACAUAUAUACCUUACACUUUACCUGUUACGAUACAAGCAUGUACAUUGGUUCUUAUCCAAUCCAAGUCCCGAUCACGUCAGCACAAUCCUUUCUCGAUCCAGUGUUGUACAAAAAGUUACAUGUUCACAAGCAUCAGGUCAACGACAGACUUCAUUUAUUUCUACUCCUUGAACUUUUCAUCUCUUGAACUGUGAGCCACAGCUGACUCGUAGGUUCUUCAACACUUACCGGUCAAAUCUCAUCCAAUUUCAGGAAAUCUCUGCCUCAGCUCUCCUCAAGACAAGUACUGAGUUAAGUCUCCUAAGUUCUCAUUAAAUGAGUAGCUGCAUGCAAUAAGUCAUGGAACUCGUUUUAGUUUUUGUUUCUAUUGCUUUUGCUUUUCCUAUAGCAAGCUAGCUGGGAAUUACAAUGCAAGUCUUAAUGGUUUUUGGCCCAUAGUUUGUGCUGUUCUCUGUCUCCUCGGCAUUUAACACCGUCCCACCUAUACAGUGGUGGUAGAAACCUUUCACGAGUAGCUUUAACUGAACCCCACCUGCAUUUUCAUGCUCUGCUCAUUUUUAUACCCCUGUCUAAAUAUCAUCUAUCAUACUGCAUCACUUCUUCAGUAUGGCUACUUCCUCUUACCAUUUCACUUCUUAUUCUUUCUCCUCUAACUCCCAUCUCUUCUUCACACUUGUUGCCUUCGUCCUUUCAUGCCUGAUUUUCUUUCUUUCUCGCAAGUCAAAAUCAAAACGCCUAAACCUCCCUCCAGGGCCCCCUGGUUGGCCUGUUGUUGGAAAUCUUUUCCAGGCUGCUCGCUCUGGCAAGCCCUUCUUUGAAUAUGUCGAGGAUCUUCGAAAAAAAUAUGGGCCAAUUUUUACACUCAGAAUGGGGACUAGAACGAUGAUUAUACUCAGCGAUGCCAAGCUAUGCCAUGAAGCAUUCAUCGAAAAGGGUGCCCUGCUCGCCAGCAGGCCACGAGAAAAUCCCACUCGAAACAUCUUUAGUUGCAACAAAUUCACCGUAAAUGCAGCGGUUUACGGGCCAGUAUGGAGGUCUCUGAGGCGGAACAUGGUUCAGAAUAUGCUGAGUUCAAGCAGGCUUAAAGAGUUUCGCAGUACUAGACAGCAUGCAAUGGAUAAACUAAUCGAUCGCCUGCGAGCUGAAGCCGAAGCUAAUAAGGGGGUUGUUUCGGUGCUGAAAAAUGCUCGUUUCGCAGUGUUUUGUAUACUCUUAGGCAUGUGUUUUGGGAUUGAAAUGGAUGAAGAAACUGUGGAGAAAAUGGAUCAGGUAAUGAAAACUGUUUUAAUCACUCUUGAUCCAAGAAUUGAUGAUUAUCUUCCCAUUUUAAGCCCCUUUUUCUCCAAGCAAAGAAAAAGAGCUCUCCAGGUUCGUAAGGAGCAAGUGGAAUAUAUAGUCCCAUUCAUCGAAAAGCGUCGAGAAGCUCUUCUAAAUCCGGGAUCGGAUAAAUCCGCCAUGUCGUUUUCAUACCUUGACACUCUUUUUGAUCUCAAAGUUGAAGGAAGAAAAUCAGCACCAUCCAAUUCAGAGCUGGUCACACUCUGUUCUGAGUUCCUCAAUGGGGGGACCGAUACCACUGCAACUGCACUUGAAUGGGGCAUCGCACAGCUGAUUGAGAACCCAGAUGUUCAAUCUAAGCUUUACGAUGAAAUUAAAUGGACGGUCGGCGAUCGAAAAGUAGACGAGUUUGAUGUAGACAAAAUGAAGUAUUUACAAGCGACAGUGAAAGAAUUGUUACGGAGGCACCCACCAACAUAUUUUUCACUAACUCAUGCAGCGACUGAGCCUGCAACUUUGGGGGGAUUUGACAUCCCGACCGACGCAAAUCUUGAGAUUUUCUUGCCAGGGAUUAGUGAGGAUCCAAAAAUAUGGUCGAACCCAGAAAGAUUUGACCCGGAUCGGUUUUUCUCGGAGAAAGAAGCUGCGGAUAUAACAGGGGUAAAAGGGGUGAAAAUGAUGCCAUUUGGGGUUGGGAGGAGGAUUUGCCCUGGUUUGGGGAUGGCGACAGUGCAUGUUCACCUAAUGUUAGCAAGAAUGGUUCAGGAAUUUGAAUGGACUGCCUAUCCACCUAAUAGCAAAAUGGAUUUUAGUGGGAAGUUGGAGUUUACUGUAGUCAUGAAGAAUACCUUAAAAGCAAUGAUCAAGCCAAGGGGUUAGGGGUUAUGGAGUUAAGAUUUUAGCUCAAACUCACAAACCAUACACUUUUGGUAUGCAUACUUUUGGGUUUCUUCUUCUGGGUUUGUUUGUUUCUGAAAAGGUCGUUUCGGUUAGAUGUUCUUGUCAAUUCCUGCUGUUGCUGGGUACUUCAUCGGUUGAUAAAUUUCAUUUCGCAAUAACUUCUAAAUAUAUUUUGAAAAUCA
Messenger RNA from Theobroma cacao (cacao), 2413 nucleotides. Its product is annotated as cytochrome P450 77A3-like. NCBI's taxonomy places the organism in Eukaryota, Viridiplantae, Streptophyta, Magnoliopsida, Malvales, Malvaceae. The record is from RefSeq and is a predicted model, not a curated record. Gene Ontology annotation, molecular function: heme binding; monooxygenase activity; oxidoreductase activity, acting on paired donors, with incorporation or reduction of molecular oxygen.